Varroa destructor (honeybee mite) is the source of this 4894-nucleotide messenger RNA. RefSeq names its product BMP-binding endothelial regulator protein-like. Gene Ontology annotation, cellular component: extracellular region. The record is from RefSeq and is a predicted model, not a curated record. NCBI's taxonomy places the organism in Eukaryota, Metazoa, Arthropoda, Arachnida, Mesostigmata, Varroidae. Gene Ontology annotation, molecular function: protein binding.
UCGGUCGGUCGGUCGGUGCCUCAGCAGCAGGAGCAGCAGGACCCACAAUAAUAGCGCGCGCGGACAGUAGAAGCCGUCUUCGUCGUAGAAGAGGUCUUGUGGCCAACUGAACGUGUGUAGACAAAUAAGAGGCAGCAUAUAGCACCUCACAUUUCACUCGGUUAUGUUGGUGGGGCGAGUGACGGUGACCCAACAUCGACGCGGCAUUAAGACAGCACAGUAAGAAAGCGUGUGUAUGUGUGUGAAUGAAGAGGAUAGAAGUCAACUGAGAACGCUCGGACGAGAAAACGACAGCGAGCAAAAGGGAACUAAGAAACCGAGUGCAGCACAGGGGGGCUCGUACAACGGUUUUCCGGUUGCUGCUCUCUUCUUCCACGAGAGUACACAGAAGAAACAAGCACUCCAGUCAGUAACGAAGAGAUGCAACUCAGUUGGCUUUAAGCAGCGUUAUGCCGUGUUUGCCGUCCUCACUGCACACAGGUAGCCUGCUAAGAGGCACUGAACAGUGAACGACGCAGUUCAUGUUACUGCCGAAGAGGAGGAAAAGAUCGGAAUUAGCAAUUAGUGGUGUCAUAGAUGCAAUGACGGAACAGUGUAAGGAAGCGCAUUCAGUAUCGGGAAGUUAUCAAAAAAUAUGAGUUGACAGUGUUAUCACUGUGUGAGCAUGCGUCGUAAACGUAUUAGCAUUAUGGCGGUGCUGGUCUUGGCGACAAAGCGUUGCUGAGUAUUUCUUCCUUCGCGAGGAAAUGAUGAGUGAGUUGGCUUCUGGCCCUACUAGACCCCAAUCGGACAUUCUCCGCGAACGAAAACAAUAGUGGAAGCCAUAUCAACUACGAAAGUCCGCAAAAGAAAUUUCAUUAGCUACGCAUCGUUAUAGAGUAACUAUUUUGAAUGCACAACGUUCGUGGAGUGGCCAUACAUUGAAGUCCGAUCAGGUAUACCAGCAAUUCAAAACAAGCCGAAUGAUCCUGCAGCUCGAGCCUUCCGAAUAGCGGCCCCGAAGCGUAUGACUGUGGCUGUGUUUUUAUGCUUCUCUCAGAGAAUGCAUUAAGGAUCAUUUAAGAAAAGGAGGUCGUUAUUUUGCCGCGUAACUAUUUUUAGGCCAAGACUAACGUCGGACCGAUGAGGGCGUCUAAUUGGAUGGGAGGUUUUAGCAACUAACCGAAAUUGAAACUGAAAGCCCCUCGUUAAAGGCAACGGUGACUGAAGUUAUAGCGUUUGGUUCCGUGCGGGUCGCUAGCGCGUUUUCCGAGCGCUUCUCUUCUUGUCAUCAUGCCCCGCAAUGCGUAACUGGGAAGUUGCACAGCAGGCCACAGAUGCACUACCGAAGAACGUGCGUUUGAAAGUACCAUCACAAUGUAUCCAUUACAGUUGCGCUAGUACAAACCAUGGUUAUUAAUAUUUAUACCCGGAUACGUCACGCCUGAGUGAGAGUUACGACAUCUCUGUCUAUUUCUGAAAGAGGCCACGGUAGUUAGAAAAUCAGGAAUUGUAUCACUUCGACGAUCCGCCAAUUUCAUUAAUGCAAUUCAUCUCCCACACUUUACCCUGUGCCGCUGAUGGCUAAAACAGUUCUUCGUCUACUGCAUAAUUUGUCACACAAACAUAACUUUGCCUUUGGACAUUUCUGAGGUAACUCGCACGUUUCUUCGGUAAUAGAAAAUUUGUUUGCUUACUGACGUAACGGUCUGUAAGCUAGUCGGCAAAACUAUAAAAUUGUAAUAAUCAUGAAGAUGGUGAUAAUCAGAAGAAGAUCGUGUCUGCGUUAUGAUACAGUACAUAAAUAUGUGAGUAUUUUGUGAAAUAUUGUGUUCUCGUGUAACAACGUUCUAAGGAAUAGCUUAAAAAAUUAUCACCACGAGAGAACGCUUUGGUGAAAAUGUUUAAAUCUAUCUCGAUGUGCUUUAGGUUGUGAUUCGUAAACUAUUGACGGAGGAGUGCAGUAGAUGUAAGUGCAGAAUGGACACUUAGCAUUGCAUUUCUCUACUUUCGCAGUCCAUGGGAUUAGGUAACUCAAAGUGCUAGUUUGCUAAAUCAAGUGAAUCAAAGUGAAGCAACUUGACGGAGUGUUUAAGGUCGUUCGUAAAAUAAGCAUUGUUUAAAGGAGCGCAAGCAUGUCUAAUGGAUUAGAAGGACCUAUCAAAGAGUUUAUCCUUUUUGCCCCAACUACAAGAGCUGUACUGGAGAACCGACACUAAAAAACACCACUGGAACCGCUUUGGGAAUACAUGUUCGUGCCGCAAUAGAUCGAGUAUGCUUUAAUUUAACAAAUUGUUCUGAAUAAAUUUAAAGUAAACAACACUGUAACGCCGAUCAUAGCACCUCUCCCGGAAAGAGAAGCGGAAGAAUCUUAUAUAGGAGGCAAGUAUACCAUCAAGGAAAGGUCGUUAGCAAAAUGAGGUCACCAAGUUCUGUCCUGUCAGUGGUCAUCUUGCCACUGGUGGCUGGUUCUGUGUACGCCAGCUUCUUCAGCGACGUUAUCGAUCUUAAAGGUAGUUACAUAAAAUGCAGCCCGGAGCAGGAAGGGCGUGACGUGCCAAUCUCUAUGAUCUCCAAGGAUAAUCCCUGUAUACACUGUAAAUGCCAGAAACGUGUAGUAGAAUGUCGGCGGGAGACCUGCGAGUUACCGAAGGGAUGUUACUUCCUCGAUAAGACAACCGGAGCUUCUAGUGACAUCAGUGACAGCACCAGUAAGAAGAAGACCUGUUGCCAUCAAUGUAAAGGCUGUGUAUUAAACGGUACAGCGUACAAUUCCCCCUCUACGUGGACAGAGCCUGGAGAUCCUUGCCUAAGAUACACCUGCCAGUCCGGAAUCGUAACGAAGUCUCGUGAAGUCUGCCACGUUCCGUGCCAAAAUCCCUUAAGUCCAAAAACUGGCCACUGUUGCCCUUCAUGCAAAGGCUGCUUGCUAAAUGGAAUAAACUAUGCCGGAGGAGAGAUAUUUGAGGCUCCAAACGAUCCUUGCCUAAAAUGUAUAUGUCAGGAAGGCAGCAUAACUUGCCAACGGGAAGCUUGCCCCGUCAUGGCAUGCCCCUUUUCCAGACAAAUGGUUACUGCUAAAGCCUGCUGCCCUACCUGUAGAGGUACGAAAUCACUAGUGGGGUCCCCACUUGGUGGCCGAUGCAUGAUCGGCACUGAAGUUUUUGACGAUGGGACUGCUUGGCCUCUCGACCAAUGCACCUCGUGUUCGUGUACUAAUGGUACUUCCGUCUGCCACCGGAUCGUUUGUCCUCGGCUCGAAUGUCCCCCGGAGCAUCAGACGCAUUCAGGUGAUACCUGUUGUCCCAGGUGCCGAAGUCCCGCCCUCCAAGAAAAACGGGAAAAGAAUCCUUUGCAGCAGUGCACACACAAUGGAAGACUCUAUAUGGAUGGCGACACGUGGAAGGCAGGUCGCUGCAAAGAGUGCCGUUGUCAGAGCGGAGCUGCUUGGUGCGCGCCGAAGCAAUGUCCGCCAUCUCCGAAGUGCCCUCCUAAACAUAGGCUUGUUUUGGCCAACCCAGGCGACUGUUGUCCGUCGUGUGUGGAGAGCGAUGGCGUAUGCGCGGUCUUUGGUGAUCCUCACUACCGAACAUUUGACGGCGUUAUGUACAGUUUUCAGGGUCAAUGCCGAUACAUGCUAGUAACUGACGACUGUCUUCGUCUAAAUGAAAGUAGCUUGGUAGUUCAUGGGUCAAGUGGAUUGACCUCUUCAGCAGUAUCAGGGAGAAGUACGUUCAGUGUGCAGGUUUUCAACGAUCCUCGUAGAUCAAAGCAUUAUUCGUGGACACGCGGGCUACUCAUUCGUGUUGAUAAGCACAAGAUUCGUUUAGGUCAAAUGAUAAAGGUGAAGAUUUUGGAGAAGCGUGUGAAGCUUCCCUACGUCGCGCUAGGUGAUGUCACUAUCUUCGCAGAAGGAACGAAUAUCGUUGUUAGGCUUCGCAAGAAAGGGAUCAAGUUGCUUUGGAAUGGGGACAAUUAUGUUGAAGUGUCAGCAUCGCCCAGUCUGAAGGGUUCCCUAUGCGGACUUUGCGGAAAUUUCAAUGAUAAGCAAGAUGAUGAGUACACUACAAAGCGUGGAGUCGUCGCUCAGAAUGUCAAUGACUUUGGAUCAUCUUGGAAGGUUGGGCAUCGUAAAAACUGUCUGCAACCCGUUCCGCAUUCAGCGUGCAAAGACGAGGACAGGAUUAAACGGCGAAGGAACGUUACAAUAUGCGGCAAAUUGAAAGGAGGGCCAUUUAAACCUUGUCACAAGCAUGUCAAUGCUGUCCCAUACAUACGGGCGUGCCAACUGGAUAUGUGCAGCUGUGGUGCCGAAAAUGGUCGCUGUUACUGUUCUGCAAUGGAGGCUUACGCCCGCGAAUGCGCCCGGGCAAACAUUACACUCGCCCCACUGGCAGGUCCAAGCGUUAAAAGUGUCAGCGGCACUUGGCAGGAGCAGACAGGAUGCCAGCAUCACUGGUGUCCCGCCCAUUCAACAUGGACGCCAUGUGGCGGUGUUUGCCGAAAAACUUGUAGAAACCAUGUAAGGCAAUCUGCGCCUCAAUGCAACAAAAAGUGUGUGGCCGGGUGUCAAUGUAAUCCAGGACGAAUUUGGCAGGACAACCGCUGCGUAAAGCCAAAUGAAUGUUUGCGUCGUCUAGGCGCUGUUUGUAGGCAGCCCCAGGAACUGCAACAGCCCUCGAACCUUAACGUGAUAAAGGAUGCGACACAAGUCCGUAUUUGCCAGUGAUACUCGGCUGAGAGUUACCGAACCGAUUCUCUUAAAAGGAAGUAUAUAAUACGACUAUCCAACUACACCGAAAGCAACGUUACAAAAGCACACGCAACUGCUCGGGCUGCAAACUCCGACAGAACUAAGUGAUACAGAUUUAGAAAUUUCUAAUAGAUUAUUAAUAGUGUAAUACAUAUUACGUUA